AUGGCCCGUACAAAACAAACCGCACGUAAAUCAACUGGUGCUAAAGUACCACGUAAACACAUUGGUUCUAAACAAGCCCAUAAACAAACUCCAGUCUCUUCAUCAAGUGGUGGUGUAAAGAAAGUACAUCGUUUCAGACCAGGUACUGUCGCUCUUAGAGAAAUCAGAAAAUACCAAAAGAGUACCGAUCUCUUAAUUCGUAAACUCCCAUUCCAACGUUUAGUCAGAGAAAUCGCACAAGAAUUCAAAACCGAUCUUCGUUUCCAAUCUGCCGCCAUCGGUGCCCUUCAAGAAGCCUCUGAAGCUUACUUGGUUGGUUUAUUCGAAGAUACCAAUUUAUGUGCCAUCCACGCUAAACGUGUUACUAUCAUGCCAAAAGAUAUUCACUUAGCCAGACGUAUCAGAGGUGAAAGAUCAUAA
Messenger RNA from Dictyostelium discoideum AX4, 420 nucleotides. RefSeq names its product histone H3 (gene H3a). The coding region runs from base 1 to 420 and encodes 139 amino acids. Gene Ontology annotation, cellular component: nucleosome; nucleus; chromosome. Gene Ontology annotation, biological process: epigenetic regulation of gene expression. The record is from RefSeq and is a predicted model, not a curated record. Gene Ontology annotation, molecular function: protein heterodimerization activity; structural constituent of chromatin; DNA binding. Lineage: Eukaryota; Evosea; Eumycetozoa; Dictyosteliales; Dictyosteliaceae. The transcript has a single exon.